This is a messenger RNA of Clarias gariepinus (North African catfish), 3435 nucleotides long. RefSeq names its product MSL complex subunit 1a (gene msl1a). The coding region runs from base 905 to 2908 and encodes 667 amino acids. Gene Ontology annotation, cellular component: MSL complex. The transcript is spliced from 9 exons. The record is from RefSeq and is a predicted model, not a curated record. Lineage: Eukaryota; Metazoa; Chordata; Actinopteri; Siluriformes; Clariidae.
UGCUCUGUGGUUGGGGUUUGGGCGCGGACGAUGUGUUAAAAAUGUCAGUGUUAUUGCCAGUGAGUUGUCAAGCAGUUAUGCCAGUAGACGGAAUAAACUGCGAUAAUCCAGUGCGGUGUGUUGGUGGAUUUAAAAUGGCGUCAUUGCGAACCCGCGCAGUCAAAAACGCUGCUAUAAGUGACUGUCAUUGUUUUUGCUGAGACUAAAAUGGUGGACACGGCUGCACAGUCGCUGCAAGCGAGCUAACCUGACGCUGGGUUCGUCUUUCGGUCGAGUUUGAGAGAACCGUGAGACAUGAAACCCGGGGACGUCGGGUGGCUUUCGGAGUGUUUUAAAGAAUAAGUCUCAUCUACCUGUGAACCUGUUCGCAACUAGACAACAUUGAAGCACCUGCAUUCAGUGCUAACAUGCUAGAAAACAGCUGAAACCAUGUUAACAUGGAAAAGUAAUGAAGCGCAAGCAUGUCUGUAACCUCACAUGUACUGUGUAUGAGUCUUUUAAUAUUGUAUAAGUAAAAACAGAUUCAAACACAGUCUAAAGUUUGCUUCAUACAGUACACUGCCAUUUUACAAGAUAACUGCUGGUCUGUCAUAAUAAUUUUAUUGAAACUCUACUUCUAUAUACUAUAUAUACUCAGCAAAAAAAGAAACGUCCCUUUUUCAGGACUGUAUUUCAACAAUAAUGCAAAAAUCCAAAUAACUUUACAGAUCUUCAUUGUAAAGGGUUUAAACAAUGUUUUCCAUGCAUGUUCAAUUAACCAUAAUCAAUUAAUUAACAUGCACCUGUGGAAUGGUCAUUAAGACCUUAACAGCUUACAGAAAGAAGGCAUUUAAGGUCACAGUUCUAAAAAACGCAGGACACUAAAGAGACUUGUCUACCGACUGUGAAAAACCCCCAAAGAAAGAUGCCCAGGGUCCCUGCUCAUCUGCGUGAACAUGCAUUAGGCAUGCUGCACGGAGGCAUGAGGACUGCUGAUGUGGCUAGGGCGAUAAAUUGCCAUGUCCGCACUGUGAGACGCCUAAGACGGCGCUACAGGGAGACAGGAAGGACAGCUGAUCAUCCUCGCAGUGGAAGACCACGUGUAACAACACCUGCACAUUAUCGGUACAUCCGAAUAUCACACCUGCAUGACAGGUACAGGAUGGCCACAACAACUGCCCGAGUCACACCAGGAACACACAAUCCCUCCAUCAGUGCUCAGACUGUCCGCAAUAGGCUGAGAGAGGCUGGAGGAGAUGCACUGCAGUACUUCAAGCAGCUGGUGGCCACACCAGAUACUGACUGGGAUAAGCAUGGGUGUGGACAGCGUGACCCGGGCACACAGCAAUCUGGCACUGCCCCUCUUCUAAUCACAGCGGCGGGUUCUGGUGAGGGUCUUCGACUCGCCAUGACUAUGCGAGCCACCGUGUUCAAAAGUGGAGGAAACAAGCUGGACACGGACACCGGUGACCAAGCUAAAAGACAAGAAUCUCAUCCCGGCUCGAAGAAGGAGACUGCUGAGUGUUUUGUGCGAGUCCCUGGCAUCCUGAGCAACAAUUACAAUAGCGCAGGGCAGCAUUUCUAUAGCAAGCUUAAAACUCAUUCAACCAGCCAGAGCACCUCUGGCAGACCUGUUCUGUCGCCAGCGGUAAGGCGGGGACAGGAGGAGAACUGGGUGAACCUGGGGGCUUUGACUUUUCCGCUGAUCAAGCAGAUGGGGGCUGAGGGUACCCCGGUCAAAAGCAAGUCACUGUUCGGACACAUCAGUCAUAACCACGUAGGCAAGAUGGAUCCAGUGGCAACGAAUGGCAGCAAGCAGCCUAGGAAAGCAGUGCCAGGAGGAGGACUGGCAGUGGCGGGGGUCCCCUCGCCCGAACAUGGUCCUGACGGAAAACGGCGGAACGCGGUGAAGGCCAUGGGGCAUGCUGCAACCCAGACCGGCUGCAUCCGUCAGAUCCUGCUGCUGCAGCUAGAACUGAUAGAGCAACAACAGCAACAAUUGCAGAACAAGAACAAGGAGAUUGAUGACCUCAAAGCUGAAAAGGAGAUGUUGGCGGCACGGAUCGAACGCAUGGAGCGGCGGUUACAGAUGGUGAGGAAAGAUGGAGUGGAGACACGUCCCACUUCCACUCCUCGCCGAAGGGACUCCUUAGAAUCUGUCCCAUCAGAAGACCCUGGACAACCUGAGGAUCAGAGUCAUACACCGCGACACCCGACUUCUGAAAGAACUGGCAGGAAUCUGAAACGGAGAUUCCUUUUUCAAGAAUCCAGGAUGUCAAGGUCCAGACGUGGGCAUCCAAAAGCGUCCCCUUCAAAAGAGGGCCAAGCUUUGGAGGAGGAGUCUCGGGAGGAGUUGGAGCCUGAGGAAAGCCCCCCUGGUUCCACCCUUGUUGAAUCAGAAGAGCUGCCUUACAUGGCUACCACUGAGAUGUAUCUGUGCUGCUGGCAUCAGCCUCCACCUUCACCAUGGCGAGAUCAGUCUCCUGUACAGGAUGACACAGUUUCUGUCCCUUCCUGGCAAGAGAGCAUUGUGGACCCUCUGGAGGAAAAAAAAGCAAUUGAUCUUAUUGAGAGUUUGGAUGACGCCGUCUUUCUAAAGCGUCAUUCAAAACUGGAACUGGAUGAGAAGAGACGAAAAAGGUGGGAUAUUCAACGCAUUCGGGAGCAGCGAAUGUUCCAGCGCCUUCAGCAGAGAAUGAACAGGCAGAAGGUGAUUCAGGAGAGCGAGCCAGAGUUGCUCUCCUUCUACCCUGAACCUGAUGAUGUGGAGUCUGUAAUGAUCACGCCGUUCCUGCCAGUGGUGGCGUUUGGCAGGCCUCUACCUAACCUUAAACAGCAGAAUUUUGAAAUACCAUGGUUAGAUGAGCGUAGCCGUAGCCGACAAGAAGUGUCAAAGAAGAAGACACCCCAUCGGACGUGUCGCAAAUGAAGCAGACCUCCUUGAAUGAUUAAAUGUUGUGUAGAAGAGCCUGAAUCAGUUGGACUGUCCUGUGGUGUAUUCUGUGUGCUAUAGGAUGAACUUCGCACAACAUCCUACAUACAUUAUUGCCCUGAAGGCACCUUCAGUCUUCAAAGGAUUGCUCCUUAUAGAAGCCCAUUUGGCACCCUAAAUGGCACACCAGCUGCAAGAUGGAUGAAAGCCAAGCUUUCAGAAAUUCAUGUUCAUUGUUGCACUGCAAAAUGUGACGUUGCUGUGUUCUGGUUACUUUGCUAUUGUCUUAUACAGGUUCGCUUUUAAACAUGCAAAACGGACCAAAACCCGCAUCAUAAUGAAUGCAGUUCAACAGAAAAUGUUGUUUUUCAGUGUUUUUGCAUUUCUGUUCUUUGUGAAAGAGUGACUUCUAAGAUAAUAUAGUGUAACAACUUGUAACAUAGUGUCAAUUCUGCAAAUAAAUGAAAGAUAUUCUAACGCACAUAAAGAAAAUAUUUCAAGUAUUAAAAUAUCUUAAAAAUUCA